Messenger RNA from Oryctolagus cuniculus (rabbit), 4564 nucleotides. It is a transcript of the gene TRDN, whose product is annotated as triadin. The record is from RefSeq and is marked provisional. Lineage: Eukaryota; Metazoa; Chordata; Mammalia; Lagomorpha; Leporidae. Gene Ontology annotation, molecular function: signaling receptor binding. Gene Ontology annotation, biological process: regulation of cardiac muscle cell membrane potential; regulation of release of sequestered calcium ion into cytosol by sarcoplasmic reticulum; heart contraction. Gene Ontology annotation, cellular component: junctional sarcoplasmic reticulum membrane; plasma membrane; sarcoplasmic reticulum.
ACAAAGAAGCUGCAGAAACAGCCAGGAAAACGAAGAGCCCUCACGUUAUAACACAGAGCCCCCUACCAGAGUUCUCUAAGAUAUUCUGCCAGGUACAACUUGACGGAAACUUUCCACCUGACUUUUACUUCCUACCACCACCAUGACUGAGAUCACUGCUGAAGGAAAUGCAUCUACAACCACAACUGUGAUAGACAGCAAAAAUGGAUCUGUGCCCAAAUCCCCUGGAAAAGUGCUGAAGAGGACAGUCACAGAAGAUCUCGUGACAACCUUCAGCUCUCCUGCAGCCUGGCUCCUGGUCAUCGCUCUGAUUAUCACGUGGUCAGCAGUUGCCGUUGUUAUGUUUGAUUUAGUGGAUUACAAAAACUUUUCAGCAAGCUCUAUUGCCAAGAUGGGCUCAGAUCCUCUAAAACUUGUGCAUGAUGCUGUGGAGGAAACCACGGAUUGGAUCUAUGGCUUCUUUUCUUUGUUGUCUGACAUCAUCUCAUCUGAUGGUGAUGAAGAAGAUGAUGAAGGGGAUGAGGACACUGCUAAAGGAGAAAUAGAAGAGCCUCCCUUGAAAAGAAAAGACAUACACAAAGAAAAGAUUGAAAAACAGGAAAAACCUGAGAGGAAAAUACCAACUAAAGUGGUACACAAAGAAAAAGAAAAAGAAAAAGAAAAAGUAAAGGAGAAAGAAAAACCUGAGAAGAAAGCAACUCACAAGGAAAAACUUGAGAAAAAAGAAAAACCAGAAACAAAGACAGUGACAAAAGAGGAGAAGAAAGCUCGAACUAAAGAAAAGAUUGAAGAAAAGACUAAGAAGGAAGUGAAAGGUGUGAAACAGGAGAAAGUGAAACAAACGGUUGCAAAGGCAAAAGAAGUACAGAAAACACCGAAACCCAAAGAGAAGGAAAGCAAAGAGACUGCUGCUGUUUCAAAACAAGAACAGAAAGAUCAGUAUGCAUUCUGUCGAUAUAUGAUUGACAUAUUUGUCCAUGGGGAUUUAAAACCAGGACAAAGCCCAGCCAUACCCCCUCCAUCACCGACAGAACAAGCUUCUCGACCUACUCCAGCAUUACCUACUCCUGAAGAAAAAGAAGGAGAAAAGAAGAAAGCUGAGAAGAAAGUUACCACUGAAACGAAAAAGAAAGCAGAAAAAGAAGAUGCCAAAAAGAAAAGUGAGAAGGAAACUGACAUUGAUAUGAAAAAAAAAGAACCAGGGAAAUCUCCUGAUACCAAACCAGGGACUGUAAAAGUCACAACACAAGCAGCCACUAAAAAGGAUGAAAAGAAGGAAGAUUCCAAGAAAGCAAAAAAACCUGCAGAAGAACAGCCCAAGGGAAAAAAACAGGAAAAAAAGGAAAAACAUGAAGAACCAGCAAAAUCAACAAAGAAGGAGCAUGCGGCUCCAAGUGAAAAACAAGCAAAAGCAAAAAUCGAAAGAAAGGAAGAGGUUAGUGCUGCCUCAACUAAAAAAGCUGUACCUGCAAAGAAGGAAGAGAAAACAACCAAGACAGUGGAGCAAGAAACUAGAAAAGAAAAACCUGGCAAGAUUUCUUCAGUUCUGAAGGAUAAAGAACUUACAAAGGAGAAAGAAGUGAAGGUUCCAGCUUCCCUCAAGGAAAAAGGAUCUGAAACUAAAAAAGAUGAAAAGACAUCCAAACCAGAGCCACAAAUCAAAAAAGAAGAGAAACCAGGCAAAGAAGUCAAACCUAAACCUCCACAGCCACAAAUCAAAAAAGAAGAGAAACCGGAACAAGACAUAAUGAAACCCGAAAAGACUGCUUUGCAUGGCAAACCAGAAGAAAAAGUUCUAAAGCAGGUAAAAGCUGUCACAACAGAAAAACAUGUCAAGCCAAAACCAGCAAAAAAAGCUGAGCAUCAAGAAAAAGAACCUCCAUCCAUAAAAACAGACAAACCAAAAUCUACUUCAAAGGGAAUGCCAGAAGUCACAGAAUCAGGAAAGAAGAAAAUUGAAAAAUCUGAAAAAGAAAUUAAAGUUCCAGCAAGAAGAGAGAGUCAUCAACUGCAAAAUGUGACAAAAGCCGAAAAACCUGCAAGAGGAUCAAAAGAAGGCUUUGAAGAUGUCCCAGCUUCAAAGAAAGCUAAAGAAGAAGCUGAAGAGGUAUCUUCUACAAAGAAGCAAAAGAGUCCCAUCAGUUUCUUCCAAUGUGUGUAUCUAGAUGGAUACAAUGGUUAUGGAUUUCAGUUUCCUGUCACUCCUGCACAAUACCCUGGAGAAAGCUCUGGCAAAUCAAAUUCUCCAGGACCGAAGCAAUAAGGACAGUAGAGACACAUGAACAACCUGUAUAAGUUCUUUAGGUUUUUGAAAAUGGUAUCUUCUGUUUUGUCUACAAGUGCAAUUGAAAUCAUGUGAUGCAGAGAAUUUCUUGGAAAACAUUUUACUCUUCGCCUGAUGUAGAAAGGAAGUGUGCAUAAAUAAAUUGAAUAACAAGCCAAAAAUGUUGAUGGGUUUGAUGCUCAAGGAUCUAUUAUUAGCAUUUGCUGCUAUGGGAAAGGGAUGCUUGUAUUUUUCUGUUUCUGCUCAUUGUAAGAUCGUACUUGAAUUAGCUUAAGAUUAAUAAUAUCAGUCUUUUAAAUGUAAUUUUCACAAUUACAAAACAAAAUUCCUUGUUUCAGUUAGAUAUUUUUAAAUGAUAACAUGGACUAUGAGCUAAAAAUGUACAGGAACUUAUAAGAGCAACUUCUUUGUGAGCAUGUGGGUAUUUUACUCAAAUUACCCAGUAAGUUGAUCUUAACUGCUUCAUUUUAUUUAGGUUUAUUUCUAUUAUAUUUGUGGCUAUACUAUAAAAUAGGCAAUAGUUACAACAAAAGUGCUGUAAGUUCCUGGUGAAACUACUUUACAGCUCAAAAUACUUCUGAAUUUUAUAAAGGAUAAGAUGGAGAAUAACUGACAAAUCUUACUUCUAAGAUUUGUCAUGAACUGCAGUUAGGAAUUUACUCUUGUGGAAACAACCGAUUAAGUCCAGCAAAUCUGGUGAAUCAUUUGUUUAAAAUAUAAGCAAAUUAGAAGUGGAAUUUUCAGAUUUCUCCAAAGUGGACCUUAACUAAAGUGUCACUUGAUCAAAAUUUUAGAUCAAUCAGUAAAUUUGGAUGACAAAUAAAAAAAUCUUUUUAUUUCAUAUUAAUGCAUUCUUUCUGUGAAAUUAAAUGUUAUUCUUCCUCAAAAUGGAAAAUAUGAAUGCCACAGAAGUUUGAGGAAGACAUUUUAAUGAUAAGCACAUUCUUGAAGUUUCUUACUUAUUUAGUCAUCAGUGCCAAUAAAAUGGAUGGCAAUUUAUAAUCUACUUAUGAGUCAUCACUGGUAUGACUAUUUUGGUUCUGUCAUCUUUCUAGUGAUAAAAACACUCUUGUUCUUUACUGAACUUUUCUAUAAACUCUAAAAUUUAUGUCUCUGUGACAUUUUCUCAUGUUUACAGUUGCAGUUGAACUUAUGACAAAAGAACUCAGGAAAUAAUUGAGUUAUCCUUUCUGGUAUUAUAAUUAAUUAAGUUCAGCAAGGACUGAGCUUGCCAGAGCCUCCUCUAGCCAAGUGAUUUAUUCUCAAGGACUGCCACCAAUCAUGGUACUUCAGGUCCAAGACACAGUUUUACUAAAAAUCAUUAGGCUGGAGCAUUAGUAACAUAUUCAUAAUCAACAAUGGAUUUUUGUGAAAGAAGUUGGCCUUGGCUGGAUGCUGGUGGAUCUAAUUCACUCCACAAGAGCCAACAUAACAAAGAACCAGGCUAAUGACACUUUAUCAUGGGGGCAACCUGGAAGUGUACAAUUUCAGGACUGACCAGAUGAUACCAUCUUACAAAGCCCUUUCAUGUAGUGAUAUUAAUUUAUGGCUAGGACAGUGGAUAAAGUUCAUGCUCAACCACUCCUCCACGCCUACUCAAUAUUAUGGGUAAAAGAAUUGAGAACAAACUGUAUGAUAGCUGUUCUAGAUUUUUGUAGAACAGAAUACUUCAUCCAUUAAUUCUACCAUUCUAUGACUAUUUUUUGAGAACUUACUCUUUGUCAAAUGCUGUGUUUCGCACUGGAAAAAUACAAAAUAAAUUCUAUUCCCAGUGCUAUCCUGACACAAUGUGUGACUUUGGAAAACUUAUUAAACAGACUAUGUUUGUUUCUCUAUGUGAAAAAUAAGGAUAUGAAGGUAAACAGCCUAAUACUUCAUAGAGGUACUGUUGAGAUUGAUAAAAUACCUUGUCAUAGAUAUGACAUUAAGACAUUUCUGAAAUAUAUUUUCAGAUAUGGCACUAAUUUUCCUGCUGAGUGCUUUUCUAUAUUACAUUCUUGUUUCUUUCAUUCUCAUUAUGAAAAGUAUUUGAUACAAAGUAAAAAAUGACAUGCUUUCAUUGUAAUUAGAAUUAAGACAAAGCAAAUAUAAUGUAAACAACAUUAAUAACUGUUAAGUUUUAUCUGAUUAGCAUUAGAAUGAUGGUAGCAUUUUAAAAUAUUAUCUAAAAUGUCAUAUGUUUGUAUGUUUCCAUGAAUAAAAUAUUUCCAGUCCUUUCAAAUUUGCUUCUUUGCAAUUUAAAAAAGAUAAAUGAAUAAGAGUCAUUGUCUUUAAUAGUUC